This is a messenger RNA of Chondrus crispus (carragheen), 1892 nucleotides long. Its product is annotated as Translation initiation factor eIF2B, subunit gamma. The record is from RefSeq and is a predicted model, not a curated record. Lineage: Eukaryota; Rhodophyta; Florideophyceae; Gigartinales; Gigartinaceae. Gene Ontology annotation, cellular component: guanyl-nucleotide exchange factor complex; eukaryotic translation initiation factor 2B complex. Gene Ontology annotation, biological process: cytoplasmic translational initiation; biosynthetic process. Gene Ontology annotation, molecular function: translation initiation factor activity; guanyl-nucleotide exchange factor activity. Bases 1 to 1383 code for a protein of 460 amino acids. The transcript is spliced from 2 exons.
AUGUCGAUCUCGAUGCAAGUCCUCCUCCUCGCCGGCACGCGUGGUUCGCGCAUGCCGCCGCUGGCGACACCCUCGCCCAAAUGCAUGCUCCCCAUCGCCAACCGGCCCAUGCUCUUCUACUCGCUCUUCUCCAUCGCGCGCGCCGUCGACUACGUCCUGGUCGUCACCUCCGCGCAACACGCCGACGCCGUGCGCGAAUACUGCCAGAACGUCUUCCCCGAGGACCCGCUCGUCCGCGCGCUCCGCCGCCCCGCCCUCACCGUCGACGUCCUCGAGACCGACCCCGACGCAGGCACCGCAGAGCUCUUGGCCCAGCUCAACCUGCAGCCCGCAGACGUCCUCGUCAUGAGCGCAGACUACGUCGGCGAUAUCGACUUGGCCGCCUUGGCCGAUAGGCAUCGCGAGAAGGGCGUCGCUGCUACCGUCGCCUUCGUGGAGAAGGAGACGAACACAGACACGGACUCCGCUGCAAAGGGGAAGAAGGGAGGGAAGAAGAAACCAAAGGGAGCGGUUGAGGGCUUUGACGUCGAAGGCUAUGCCUUGUUGAACCAAGCCGACAACCGCCUGCUCGCCGUCUUCUCCAAAGCCGACUUGGAGGCCGGCUCGCUGCGGGCUGCCGCCCCGCUUGUCAACCGCUACCCGUCCAUCUCCGUCCGCUCCAAUCUUUCUGACCCCCAUAUUUACAUCCUCAACUUUUCCUUGGUGCAGCAGCUUUUGUUCAAGUAUUCCAAGAUUUCUUCACUCAAGUAUGACCUCAUCCCGUAUUUGGCCAGGAGGCAACAUACCCUGAGCGACGAGGUUGCGGAUUGGGAGCUCGGCUUGAGAGACGUCUCCGUCGUCGCCGAUGUCAUAACGGGCGUGUAUGCGAAGAGGGCCAAUACCGUGGACUCCUUUAAGAGGGCAAACUUGGCCAUUGCCGGGGGGCUUCUGGACGCCUUUUUGAACCCAAACAAGGAGCAGGCGGAUAAAGACGUCCCAGCGAAAAAGAACAAGGAAAAGAAAAGCGAAAAAGUUAGCGUGUUCGAGACGGAGGGGGAGCGCUGUAACGUGUCAACCGACUCUGCUGUCGGACCGGGUGUCUCGGCAGGUGACCGCGUUUCGAUUAAGAAAAGUGUCAUUGGCGCGGGCUGCCAGAUCGCAUCCAAUGUCAAGGUUAAUGGCUGUGUCGUUUUGGAUAACGUGACUUUAGAGGAAGGCGCCAAUUUGGCAGGAUGCGUCGUUUGUGAGGGGGCCAGCAUUGGCGGGGGUGCUACGCUGAAGAAUUGCAACGUUGCAAGUCAUUUUGUCCUCGAGGGCGGCACCGAGGGCACGGAUAGGGACUUCACAACCGCACAUCAACACGAGGAGGAUACUUCCAUUGCACAGGCCUUUGAAUUCAUUUGAGGCGCGGGAAAAUACAAUGCCUCGUACGGUUGCGCCUUUUCGCUGCCGUUACCUUUUUUCAAAUCUGCUCACAGCUUGCGUCCUACGUAACGACCGGCGAGUCCGCUCCAAAAGACAUGUGGAAUUGAAAAGUUGUUCAGUUCUCAUUGAGCGAUGCCUGCUGCGGAUACAUCGGACACACAAUAUGCUUUUCUUGCCGAACCAACAGCGACUGCUCGAAGGAACAUGAGGAGGACGCGAAUGUCAAGGAGAGAAAAUGUCCGUAUUACAUUUUUAUACUACACGUGCAUCUUAACCGCUCUGAUCGGAAUGGAAGAGGCCCGUACAGUAGGAGAAACGUACAAGUAGAUUAUGGUCAUCUAGACGUGCAGCUUGACUGACUGAGAGUGUCAGGACGAGCUUUUUGCCUCGCUUUCGUCCACGAGAUCAAUAGAUCAUAGGGGACUGACUGAUAAAGAUGUUUUCUUGCUGUCAAUGGCUCAUGUCAUGACGGAUAAGUUCUUCCCGUG